Messenger RNA from Phycomyces blakesleeanus NRRL 1555(-), 630 nucleotides. RefSeq lists its product as hypothetical. The record is from RefSeq and is a predicted model, not a curated record. NCBI's taxonomy places the organism in Eukaryota, Fungi, Mucoromycota, Mucoromycetes, Mucorales, Phycomycetaceae. The transcript is spliced from 5 exons. The coding region runs from base 1 to 630 and encodes 209 amino acids. Gene Ontology annotation, molecular function: nucleoside triphosphate diphosphatase activity.
AUGGGACUGGAAUUACCGCUGUGGGAUAAUAUCAAAGGCAAGAGACUCGUCUUAGCUUCUGCCUCUCCUCGCAGAAAGGAAAUAAUGGAAGAUAUGGGUCUGGCGUUUGAUGUUGUGACUACUUUGGCACCAGAUGAGAAUAAUCCAGCCAACUAUAAAACAUCUGAAGAGUAUGUAGCAGAUACUGCUCUAAUGAAGGCUAUUGAAGUGUUUGGUCGUUGCAAGACCGAAACAAGCCUAGAGGAAGCUGAUAUUGUGAUCGGUGCUGAUACUGUGGUGGUAAUCCAGGGCAAGAUUCUGGAAAAACCUCGGUCAGAGCAGGAGGCUUUGGAUAUGAUUGGCCAAUUGAGCGGCCAAACCCACACAGUGUUGACAGCUGUUCAGAUUUUGAAGAAAGAGAAGGAGGGGUACAGUCAAAGUGGUUUUGUGGAAAAUACAAGUGUUACCUUUUCGAUCAUCGAUAAGGUUGUACAGGAAGCGUAUGUUAGAUCGGGUGAGCCAUUUGAUAAGGCUGGUGGAUAUGGUAUCCAAGGUAGUGCUUCACUGUUUGUGGAAUCGAUUAAUGGAGACUACUGGAAUGUGGUGGGUUUACCAAAAAACCAUUUGUACCGUAAGCUUAAAUUGCUCUAA